GCUCCAGCAAGCCCCAUACUGAAUUCGCCGUGCUACAUAUCACCUUGAUCGUGCCCAAGCUAGCUCCCAGCGGCGAUGCUGAUAAUGACCAGCGCAGCCGUCGAUGUCUUCUUUCCCCAGGAAGCGCACUGCUGUGGCCUGCAAUUACUGCCGCCAUAGAAAGCGACGAUGUGAUUCUAAGAAGCCGGUAUGCGGCCUGUGUGCCGAAUCUGGCAUCGACUGUGAGUAUCCAGAAGUGGGUAUCGCCGCCGACGAGACCCUCCAACAGCUUCUCAAUCGCCUCACCGACCUCGAGGCGCAGGUCAAGCAACAGUCAGUGUCGAUGGCUACGAGUCCACCGCCCAACCUCGAAUCCCGCUUCCAUGGCACUUCUCCAUUUCCGUAUGCCGCCCCAGACAUCUCGUCUCAUGUCCCGGCUGAGACACGGCUGGCAGCCACGAGUAGAUUGUUUAUUGCAGACACGCACGGAAAUCAUGGCACAGGACAUGCAUAUCCGCUGCCCGGCUCUCACUCCGAGGCCAGGGUGGUGGUCGAUGAUGAUGGCGAGGACGCCCACGAUGUCUCGCUGACCAUUCCCAUCGGCCACUGGACCACAACGGGCAGUUUGUUCCUGCUGCCCCAAGUCAAGAGUCUCAUAGGUGACUACCCAGACAAUUUCUUCCUCCAGCUCGAGUCUUCAAGGACCAUAUCUGUUCAGGACGCCGUCUUUAGGGACAUCACCGACAAUAGUCCGCUGCCCCAGCUCCAUGCAGAAAUUACUGACCCUCUGAUCAGCGCCUUCUUCGCCUAUGUUCACCCUGCAUUUCCGGUCUUGGACCGUGAUAUGUUCAUGCCGCUCUAUCAUCAAGUCCUCGAGCAAGGUCUUCGUGCUGAUGCAGAAAGCGCUUUAUGCUUAGUGCUACUCGCUCUAGGCAAGGUGGCUACCAACUCGCCUUACUGCCCUACCUCGGGAAACCACGACAGCGCCCAGGGGCUGGAGUACUUUGCCCCAGCAUACAGACUUGCAACGGCUCUAUGGGGUUUCUGUUAUGAGAAGGUUGAGGUUUCCGCUCUGACGCUCAUCCAUGCUGCUUUGUAUUUCCAGCACCUGAACCUGCCGCUUCAGGCCUGGAGAAUGGUCCAUCUAACCUCCGUGACGCUGCAAUCCUCGGUGGCAAGCUCGAUAACCAGCCGUUCCAAUCACGACACCUGUUCUCCCGCUGCCCGUCUGGUCUGGGCAUGUUUCAUCUUCGAGAGUGAUACCUUGGCAGAAUUUCACGUACCGCGUACUGGAAUUGAACUCCUCGUUGGCAAGAUGCAAUUCCCGAGCUUCAGUACGUAUACUGACCGCGAUGCGCUGCUCUUCCUGGCAGUGUGCUCCAUCCGCCGGCUCCUCAACCGGAUCCAUAGCACUCUCUACGUCAACAGCCAGCUCACACAGCCCAUUUCGUCUCCUCGUCUAUCUCGAGCGUCCGAGAGUCCGUCCGCUCUGGCGGGUAUAGUCACAGAAACCAAGUUUCAAAGCGUCUGCGCCGAGCUAGUACGGCAACUGAAGAGCUGGUACGAGUCUCUGCCAGAUGAAAUCAAGCCAGAUCUAGAUGACAAAACUCCUCGCGAUCUCCACGACGGGUGGCUUCGACUGCGGUAUUGGUCCGCCAUGCAUAUCAUUGGUCGCCCGUUUGUGAUCCAUGUGGUCAUGUCGCCCAACAGGUCCAGUUUUCCGCCUCAUGUCAUCGAAUACUGCAAGCUCAGCCUGGACAGUUGCCGAAGUUCCAUCGCUAUGGCAGGUCAUAUUCUUAGGCACCGGACUCAGUACACCUGGAUCAUCACACAUGCGCGCCUCAUACUCGAAACACUGACUCGAUGUAUCGCAGUUUACUAGCUUGCACCUUCAUGGUGACGCUGGCCUCCAUCACGCCAGCGCUACAGCCGCUGGUCCCGGACACCGCCGAAUUGUUGAGCCAAGUUGCCGUCGCCGUGAAACCGUGGGCAGUGGCUGACUCGAGUGCUGAAAUGAUAGCCUGGUUUGUUCAGCUAAUACGCCAGAAAUCGCGACUCUCAGCGCACAAUCGCGUCGAUCAACACACAUGAUAGCAACUCUGGUGUUAUAGAUAUCAAACAGGGGUGCCUACUCAGACACUUGAGCGAUAAGGUCUGCCCGUGGCUAUCCUACGUGCCAUGUAACAAGCCGAAUUCGCCGCGUAGAGAUCGAGCCAGGGGGGUUAGCAUUCUCACGUCACAUCCUCUCCUCAUCUUUGCAGCCGCGGUAAGAUGGGUCAGCGAGCAACUACCACAUGCUGGAACUUAUAUUCUGAGGUAUGCUUCCUGGUUGGACUCACCCUCAAGGCCCAAUGUAACGCAAGGUGGAAGUCAAGUGAUAACGUCACGGGAACCCAAUCCUGGCGGCCGCUAUUCGCAACGCUAUGUAGCUCCGUGUCAUAGCCAGAGAGCCACACAAUCCCGACAACGUGGCUGUUUCCUGAUGCAUCGGGCACUCUACUCGGCUACAAUUACCACAGACGUUGGGUCCUUUUACUAUGCUGCGUGGUGGAAGGCUGGAGCUAGCAAGACCUGUCAUUGGGCCUAUUUCCAUCUAAGUCUGCUUCUUGGGUACACCUGAAGCCUAGAACCGAUAAUCUACCUCUACUCCCUGUACG
This is a messenger RNA of Cladophialophora immunda, 2636 nucleotides long. RefSeq lists its product as hypothetical. The transcript is spliced from 6 exons. The record is from RefSeq and is a predicted model, not a curated record. Gene Ontology annotation, biological process: regulation of DNA-templated transcription; DNA-templated transcription. Bases 104 to 1861 code for a protein of 585 amino acids. NCBI's taxonomy places the organism in Eukaryota, Fungi, Ascomycota, Eurotiomycetes, Chaetothyriales, Herpotrichiellaceae. Gene Ontology annotation, molecular function: zinc ion binding; DNA binding; DNA-binding transcription factor activity, RNA polymerase II-specific.